AUGCCUUUGUUACAUCUAAACAGAUAUUUAAUGGCCAGAUGUGCAAACGGCUUCACAGAGGAAAAGUACAUCAAGUUCCAGGACUGCCUUUCAGAGACAGAGGUAAACAUGGAUCUGAGGCACAGAGUGUGUGAAAGCACUACUAGACAAGAGAAGAUAGAUGAUGAAGGGAUCAUCUGUUGCAUGGAUGAGAAAAUACCUGCCAUUUCCAUAAGAAUAUAUGCAGGUCCUUCUGUUAAUAAUUUACAUAAGCACCAUGAGUUUCAAUCCCUAAGUUUCAGCGGCAAGGAAGGUGGGAGAGAGGCGGCCAUCGCUGUUCAACCACCGAGCUGUCAAAAGUUCACAAAUGAACCUCACCUCGCCGCUUCCAAAGAAACUGGAGCAGCAGCUCGAUCCGCUCCUAAACUUAUGUCCCCUUCAGAUUUCCUGGAUAAAUUGAUGGGAAGGACAUCAGGAUACGAUGCCAGAAUCAGGCCCAAUUUUAAAGGUCCACCAGUGAACGUGAGCUGCAAUAUUUUUAUCAACAGCUUUGGUUCUAUUGCAGAAACAACAAUGGAUUACAGAGUGAAUAUUUUCUUACGGCAGCAGUGGAAUGAUCCCAGGCUGGCAUACAAUGAAUAUCCAGAUGAUGCCCUAGAUUUGGACCCAUCCAUGUUGGAUUCCAUCUGGAAACCAGAUCUGUUCUUUGCUAAUGAGAAAGGGGCUCACUUUCAUGAGAUUACAACAGAUAAUAAACUCCUGCGGAUCUCCAAAAAUGGCAAUGUCCUAUACAGUAUCAGAAUCACCCUGACCCUGGCUUGCCCCAUGGAUCUAAAGAACUUUCCUAUGGAUGUCCAGACGUGUAUUAUGCAACUAGAGAGCUUUGGUUAUACAAUGAAUGAUCUGAUAUUUGAGUGGCAAGAGAAAGGAGCGGUGCAGAUUGCUGAGGGAUUAACCCUACCUCAGUUCAUCCUGAAGGAAGAAAAGGACUUGCGCUAUUGCACAAAACAUUACAACACAGGCAAAUUUACCUGCAUAGAAGCCCGUUUCCAUCUGGAGAGACAGAUGGGUUACUACUUGAUCCAGAUGUAUAUACCCAGCCUGCUGAUUGUAAUACUUUCCUGGAUCUCUUUCUGGAUCAACAUGGAUGCUGCACCUGCCCGAGUCGGUCUGGGUAUCACUACAGUUCUCACAAUGACUACACAGAGUUCUGGUUCUCGAGCAUCCUUGCCCAAGGUGUCCUAUGUUAAAGCCAUUGACAUCUGGAUGGCUGUGUGCCUGCUGUUUGUGUUUUCAGCUCUUUUGGAGUAUGCUGCUGUUAACUUUGUGUCCCGGCAGCACAAAGAACUACUCAGGUUCAGAAGAAAAAGGAGGCACCACAAGGAGGAUGACACUGGAGAAGGCAGGUUCAAUUUUUCUGCCUAUGGGAUGGGACCUGCCUGCCUGCAAGCCAAGGAUGGCAUCUCAGUCAAAGGAGCCAACAACAACAAUACAGCCAACCCAGCACCACCCCCUUCCAAAUCUCCUGAGGAGAUGCGCAAGCUUUUCAUCCAGCGAGCCAAGAAAAUAGACAAGAUCUCACGAAUUGGCUUCCCCAUGGCUUUCCUCAUCUUCAACAUUUUCUACUGGAUCAUCUACAAGAUUGUCCGAAGGGAAGAUGUACACAAGCCAUGA
Messenger RNA from Candoia aspera, 1653 nucleotides. RefSeq names its product glycine receptor alpha 1 (gene GLRA1). Gene Ontology annotation, molecular function: transmembrane signaling receptor activity; glycine binding; transmitter-gated monoatomic ion channel activity involved in regulation of postsynaptic membrane potential. Gene Ontology annotation, biological process: synaptic transmission, glycinergic; response to amino acid; nervous system process. Lineage: Eukaryota; Metazoa; Chordata; Lepidosauria; Squamata; Candoiidae. The transcript is spliced from 10 exons. The coding region runs from base 1 to 1653 and encodes 550 amino acids. Gene Ontology annotation, cellular component: postsynaptic membrane; neuron projection; synapse. The record is from RefSeq and is a predicted model, not a curated record.